AUGCCGAUCAACCAACCCUCUAACCAGAUUAAAUUCACAAAUGUGUCAGUUGUUCGCCUAAAGAAAGGAAAGAAGCGUUUUGAACUAGCUUGCUACAAAAACAAAUUGCUGGAGUACCGAUCUGGUGCUGAAAAAGAUCUCGACAACGUGCUCCAGGUCCCAACCGUUUUUCUUUCCGUAUCAAAGGCCCAGACGGCCCCAUCCGCCGAACUCGCAAAGUCUUUCGGAGCAGACACACCCCGCGAUGAAAUCCUACAAGAAAUUUUGCGCAAAGGCGAAGUGCAGGUCGGCGAACGAGAGCGCAAGGACAUUAUCGAGCGGGUGGAGAAAGAGGUCCUUGAUAUAGUGUCUGGACGACUGGUCGACCCGACCACGAAGCGCGUGUAUACUUCGGGGAUGAUCUCCAAAGCACUAGACCAGCUGACUUCGGCCAGUGGGCAGCAGCAGGGCGCAGACACAAAUGGUGCAAGUGAAGAUCAACCCAAGAAGCCGCUAUGGACAGGUGUUUCUGCCAACAGAUCUGCAAAGAGUCAGGCACUUGAUGCCAUGAAGGCGCUCAUUGCCUGGCAACCCAUCCCUGUGAUGCGCGCUCGAAUGCGCCUACGGGUCACUUGCCCCGUAUCGCUUCUCAAGCAGUCUGUUAAGGCCACCCCCGGUGCGGCUACUGGCAAAGAGAAAGAAGCGCCUUCCGGUGGAUCAAAAUCUAACAAGAAGGGCAAAGGAGGCAAGAAGUCUGCUAAGCGAGGAGAUGAUUCUGACGCUGAAACCGGCGGUGCCUCUGAUGCUGAGGCCGUCCCCAAGGCCCCAGGUACCGUUAAGGACAAGAUUAUGGCGUAUAUUGAGUCGGUCGAAUCCCAAGAAGUGAUUGGAGGGGAUGAGUGGGAGGUGGUUGGAUUCGCUGAACCCGGUGCCUUCAAGGGAUUAAACGAUCUCGUCGGCAAUGAGACUCGAGGCCGAGGACGUGUGGAGGUUUUGGACAUGUCGGUGAAACAUGAGGACUGA
This is a messenger RNA of Penicillium verhagenii, 1002 nucleotides long. Its product is annotated as guanine nucleotide exchange factor SDO1. Gene Ontology annotation, biological process: ribosome biogenesis. NCBI's taxonomy places the organism in Eukaryota, Fungi, Ascomycota, Eurotiomycetes, Eurotiales, Aspergillaceae. The record is from RefSeq and is a predicted model, not a curated record. The transcript is spliced from 2 exons. Bases 1 to 1002 code for a protein of 333 amino acids.